GAGCAGAGAGCGCGAGCGGCGGGACAGGACAGCGGAGCGGCGCGCGGUUCACCUCCUGGCUUUGUGCUUUUUACCCCUAACGGACAUUUAGCGCAUACAGCUAUUUCUUUCCGACUUCAGCUACAGUGCUAGCUAAGUUUGGAGGGGAGAAAAGGGGGAGAAACGCCGUGUCUUGGUAGGUUAUUGAGUCGGUACCGACGGGGAGAUGCAGCGGUGACCGGGGCCCACCUCCUCCACUACACAACACAAAAGAGGAGACAGCGUAAAGCAACAAAAACAACACUCUCUUUGUCAUUUUUGCCAUUUCGACAGCUUUAAAAUGGAUAACCCUGCACCUAAGAGGUCAUGCUGCGAAUCGGUCCGAGACUUCUUCACGUCGGCUAAGUUCCUUAUCUACAUGGGCCAUGCUCUGUCGACGUGGGGCGACCGAAUGUGGAACUUUGCCGUGGCGGUGUUCCUGGUGGAGCUGUACGGGAACAGCCUGCUGCUCACGGCCGUGUACGGGCUGGUGGUGGCCGGCUCCGUGCUGCUGCUGGGGGCCAUCAUCGGGGACUGGGUGGACAAGAACCCCAGACUCAAAGUGGCCCAGACCUCGCUGCUGGUCCAGAACAGUUGCGUCAUCGUGUGUGGGAUCCUCCUGAUGGUGGUUUUCCAGUUCAAAGAACAGCUCGUGGAGAUUUACAAUGGAUGGAUUCUGACCCUCUGCUACAUCCUGGUGAUCUCCAUCGCCAACGUGGCCAACCUGGCCAGCACGGCGACGGCCAUCACCAUCCAGAGGGACUGGGUGGUGGUGGUGGCGGGUCAGGACAGCAGCAAGUUGGCAGACAUGAACGCCACAGUGCGGAUCAUCGACCAGCUGACCAACAUCCUGGCUCCCAUGCUGGUGGGUCAGAUCAUGUCCUUCGGCUCCCAUUUCAUUGGCUGCGGCUUCAUCUCCGGCUGGAACCUGUGCUCCAUGUGUGUGGAGUACGCUCUGCUGUGGAAGGUCUACCAGAAGACGCCGGCGCUGGCCGUGAAGGGGGGUCAGAAGGAGCAGCAGCAGGAGCUCAAACAGCUCAGCCCCACCAAAGACUCGGACAACGACCAGAGUCCGGAGGAGUCGUCUCAGCCGCUGAUGAUUGACACGUCGGGUGCGGUCAUGCCCGACUCCCCCAAGCAGCGCGGCUUCUGCUCCCAGAUGACCGAACCCCUGCGCACCCUGAAAGCCGGCUGGGUGUCCUACUACAACCAGAACAUCUUCCUGGCCGGGAUGUCCCUGGCGUUCCUCUACAUGACGGUGCUGGGCUUCGACUGCAUCACCACGGGCUACGCCUACACGCAGGGCCUCAACGGCUCGGUGCUCAGCCUGCUGAUGGGCGCCUCGGCCGUGUCGGGCAUCUGCGGCACCGUCGCCUUCACGUGGGUCCGCAAGAAGUGCGGCCUGAUCCGCACGGGCUUCAUUUCGGGGAUGACCCAGCUGUGCUGCCUCCUGCUGUGCGUGGCCUCCGUCUUUGCCCCCGGGAGCCCCUUCGACCUCAGUGUCUCGCCCUUCCAGGACCUGUACACCCACCUGGUCGGGGAGAAGACGCUGCCCGAGGCCGACUACAGCCUCACCAGCCUCCUCACCGGCGGGAACGCCACCACCACCGCCGCCCCCCCCGCCGAGGAGCUGCCGCGCCUGCAUUCCUACAUGUCUGUCAGCCUGCUGUUUGCUGGCGUCAUUGCUGCUAGAGUUGGCCUGUGGUCCUUCGACCUGACCGUGACCCAGCUCAUGCAGGAGAACGUGAUCGAGUCGGAGCGAGGGGUGAUCAACGGCGUCCAGAACUCCAUGAACUACCUCCUAGACCUGCUGCACUUCAUCAUGGUGAUUCUGGCCCCGAACCCAGAGGCCUUCGGCCUGCUGGUCCUCAUCUCCGUGUCCUUCGUGGCCAUGGGUCACGUCAUGUACUUUGGAUAUGCCUUCAAGAACCUGGGCAGCCGCCUGUUCCUCUGCUGCUCGCCGGAGCAAAAGGUGGAGACGGUGGACAGCCUGUCCCUUCCCACCACCGUCUAACCCCCUUAAAGAGACUCUGUCCUGGGUACAUAUCUCUCAAGCCUUACCCUACUUCUGCAUCUUAGCUAGCUAACUAACACCUUUGCUUGUAGCUGGCAGAAUGCUAACCUAAACCAGAGGAAGGUACCUUAACAUGCUACGCGUACUGUAGCCAUGGAUACAGCAUUAAUCAUUAGGAGAAGGUGGGGAGUACAACGCUUACGGUCUUAGGACAACGCAUCCACAGGGAAACCUUUAGACGAGGCAGGGUUUCGCUAACUUUUUCAGGGCCGGAUCCAGAUAAGAGCCUCGGCCUCCCGCCUGUCCAUGCUCUGUCAGACCAGGAUCCAUCACUUCCAGGCAGUUAGUAAGAAAUCAGACCGCACGGCACUGCACGCUGUUCUCCUCCGAGCUCACAGCCUGGAACUAGCUGUAGAGAUUUUUUAAAGGUGCUUUAACUUAACUUAAAGGGCGACAUGGGAGUGAAAUCGUGCAGGCUUGGAUAAUGGGGGGGGGGGGCUGUCUGAGACCCCCAAAAGAGAGAACGUCCCCCGUUUUGUGACGCUCGGCUCUCAGUGACUUCAUUGGUGUGUAGGUGGGAAUUCAAUGGUCUCUGGUAGCGGGCUUACAUAUAUAAAUGUAUGAUGAGUAGGUUGGGGGUUUUCCUCCAAGGGGGGGGGGGGGGAAGGGGGUUGGGGGGGUGCUUUUUAUUUAACCAAACACAAAACUGGGAUCUAGUCUCUUUACUACGCAGGUAUAAGGGUAAUGCAGUUAAUUGUAUUUAUUCAGGAAAUGGUGGACGGUGGUUGUUAUAAUAAUCGUAUACUCAGUGUUGUGUGGUUCCCUAAGAAAGAAAUAAGAAACCCUAUGCACCGUUGUCUAUAACUCGCUCAGUAACCAAAGUCAAAGUGCAUAUGUGGCAUAAAAGGAAGUGAGGGACAGCAGAUAUCUGUUCCCAGUCUUCCAAAUGUACUUAUUUACAUCAGGUGACAGUAGUUGUGUAGGUUCACCAAUGCAUUUAUACACCCUUGGUAUACCCGCUCUGAGAUUUACAUUUAGUUUUCUGUUUAGUUCGUUAAUAGCUUCAUUUAGUCACCUUUUGAUUUUUCUCUCCUGAAUAUACUUUUUUUUAAUCAUGAUUGUUGUUACACAGGCACUUUAAGUGAUUGACGUCUGUCAUUACACCCAACUCGCGUGAUCAGGCAUUUGAUCUAUAUUUUUGCACAUGGCUGAAGUCCCAGAAACCCCCGCGCACAAUCUUAUCCAAUCACUUUGAUUCUCUCGCUCAGACGCUGUGGUUGAAACGAAAACAUAAGGCACAUAUUGUAACACUUAUGAGGAAAAACUGUACCAGCUCAUGUGAAAAAGUCUGGAAAGUUUACCUCAGAAACCCAUGUUUCCUCAAAAGUCAGCCAGAAAGCUCAGUCAGCAAAACGUCCCGGAUCCUAGACCGCCAACAGACUCUGGACCUGUUUCACUCCUCUUGACUUCUAAUUGCUGAAAGCUUUAACAGAGGUGGACCCAUUUUCAUUUUGACAUCUCUGUACAGUUCUAGUCUAGGAAAUGUAUUUUCAUAGUAUCUCAUGAAUGUGUGUGUGGCUCUGUCUGCAUGCUACAUGUCCUGUGAAGUGAUUUUGUAAAAGAGUGUUUCCAAAAACAGUUAAACAUCACCGGUAUCUGGAAAGUAGCCUUCUACAAAGUGAGACUACUGUACAUAACUAUCUGAUAUAUGUAGAACUGACAGGAUAAUGAUGUAUGCUAAAGUAUAGUGUAUCAAAUAAGAGUCAUUAUGAUAGCAAUAUCCAUUUUAUCCAUCUUUCUGGAAACAUGAGCCACCAUAAGCUAGGUAAGGCUGUAGCAUCAAAACCCCAGAGUUCAACUUUUGAUUUUAAAGAGGAAUAAUGGGUUAUUUCAUCUUUCAGAAGUUCCUGAUCUCACUUUAAAUAUCAUCCAAAUACACGGUAGUUGCUACUGUAGCAGUAACUAGGUCUGACCUUCCAUGAUCUCUGUUGCCUUAAUGUAAACUAGCCUUGAAAGCUGUUAUGCGCACACAUCGAGACGGCGUCCAGCCGCACCCUACCCGUGGAAAAUGGAGCCUGUCUGGCCCAGAUUUUGGGGAAUAGCGAUGGAGAAAUAUUUUGGUUGGAAACGAAGGUAGCCACACAGGAUGUAGGAGAACAGAAAGCCACUUUUUCGCUGCAUGUGCCGAGUCAGGGUUCGGUCUGCAGGUGCACCAGUAAAGCGCUGACUCAUGUUCAUGUUCCUGAACCUCGGUCUGGGCAUGGACCCCAAACCGCUCGAUCUGCUGAUUCAGGAACAUCUCACACAGCCAUAAAUCUGUAUUUUUAAUGUAAAUAACAGCAGCCAGACAAUACAAAAUCAACUUAAGUAUACAAUAA
Etheostoma spectabile (orangethroat darter) is the source of this 4410-nucleotide messenger RNA. It is a transcript of the gene slc40a1, whose product is annotated as solute carrier family 40 member 1. NCBI's taxonomy places the organism in Eukaryota, Metazoa, Chordata, Actinopteri, Perciformes, Percidae. The coding region runs from base 320 to 2032 and encodes 570 amino acids. Gene Ontology annotation, molecular function: iron ion transmembrane transporter activity; peptide hormone binding. The record is from RefSeq and is a predicted model, not a curated record. Gene Ontology annotation, cellular component: basolateral plasma membrane. Gene Ontology annotation, biological process: iron ion transmembrane transport. The transcript is spliced from 8 exons.